Messenger RNA from Penicillium manginii, 336 nucleotides. RefSeq lists its product as uncharacterized. The record is from RefSeq and is a predicted model, not a curated record. NCBI's taxonomy places the organism in Eukaryota, Fungi, Ascomycota, Eurotiomycetes, Eurotiales, Aspergillaceae. The coding region runs from base 1 to 336 and encodes 111 amino acids. The transcript has 2 exons.
AUGAGCUGGUCACUUCCUGUCCUGUCACUGUCCCUGUCCUGUCCUGUUCCUGUCCUGUCCCGGUGUCGUCUGCACCCUGUCAAUCAUACCUGUACCACCUAUACUAGCGCAUUUCAAUGUGAUCCAACCCGUCGCCUCCUCGGCGAACCCGAUCCCAACAUCCAACACUCCCUUCAAUUCGCCAUUUCCUGCACCAUCAGUCCACCGCAGUGCACCCACAGUCCACCGACAUCAACCCUAGCUCUCCCGCAGCACACUGGCCACACCUUCAAUCCUGCGCGACGAUCUUCGCGCCAAUCUACCCAAUCACCACCCACAAUCCAUCUCCAGCUGUGA